This is a messenger RNA of Paralichthys olivaceus (Japanese flounder), 3348 nucleotides long. RefSeq names its product long-chain fatty acid transport protein 2-like. The record is from RefSeq and is a predicted model, not a curated record. Gene Ontology annotation, molecular function: long-chain fatty acid transmembrane transporter activity; long-chain fatty acid-CoA ligase activity. Lineage: Eukaryota; Metazoa; Chordata; Actinopteri; Pleuronectiformes; Paralichthyidae.
CUACAAGAGUGAAUGGACUCAGUGUGAAUCCGUCAUUCCAGAUCUGUGGCAGCUCAGUUAGUUUAUAACCAGAUUGUAAAUGAUUUCCACACCUUCACUUUUUCUCUGAGCUCCUUCUCCUCACCACCUUCACCCACCCUCCUCUCCCCCUCUCUCCCUCUGAAACUUUCGUCUCUCUGGCUGAACUCCUCUUCACGCCACCAUGCUCCUCUGGAUCCUGUGUGCAGCUGUGCUCCUGCUCGGCCUCCUCUUCCUCCGCUUCCCUUACCUCCACCUGGACCUCCAACACGUGCUCGACAAAGUCAAAACGGGACGCCUGAUCCUGGAACACAUCCGGAACAACUACACUGUCCUGGACCGGUUCCUGGACGCGGUGAGGACGCAUCCGCUCAAACCGUACCUCCGCUUCAAGGAUGAGACGUUCACGUACCGGGACGCGGACGCGCUCAGCAACAAGGCCGCCAGAGUGUUCGUGCAGAGCGGCCUGCUGAAGCAGGGCGACACGGUGGCGAUGUUCCUGGGAAACGAGCCCAUGUUCCUGUGGCUGUGGCUCGGCCUGGCGAAGAUCGGAUGCUCCGCCGCGUUCCUCAACCACAACGUCAGAUCCAAGUCCCUGCUACACUGCUUCAGCUGCUGCGGAGCGUCCACACUGGUGGCUGCUGCAGAGUUGCAGGAUGCAGUGGAGGAGAUCCUGCCCACUCUGCUGGAGCAGCAGGUCACUGUUUACAUCCUGACUGACACGUGCACGACCGUCGGCAUGGAGAGCUUCACAGAUAAGAUGAGCCUGGCCUCUUCUGAGCCUCUGCCCAAGGAUUCAAGGUCACACGUGACCCUGCACAGUCCAGCGGCCUACAUAUACACAUCUGGAACAACAGGUCUCCCUAAAGCAGCGGUGAUCACUUACACCAAACUGUGGUUCCUAUCUUGGCUUCAGCGCACAUCAGGAGUGAACUCCAGUGAUGUGAUCUACAUCACCCUCCCUCUGUAUCACAGCACCGGCUUCCUCGGCUGCACCGGAGCCAUUGAGAGAGGUAUCACUGUGGCUUUGAGGAGUAAAUUUUCUGCCUCUCAGUUUUGGGACGACUGCAGAAAAUAUAAUGUUACUGUCGUACAGUACAUUGGUGAGAUCAUGCGUUACCUCUGCAACACACCAAAGAGACCCAACGAUCGGGACCACAGAGUCAGACUCGCAUUGGGCAACGGGAUUCGAGCUGAUGUCUGGAGGGAAUUCCUCAGCAGGUUUGGGAAAAUCAAAAUCCGAGAGUUUUACGGAGCGACGGAGGGGAACUUCGCUCUGUACAAUUACACCGGCAAGAUCGGAGCUGUGGGGCGAGACUCCUUCCUCAACAGGAUGCUUUUCCCAUUCUGUGUGGUCAAAUACAACGUAGAAGGAGGAGAACCUGUGCGGGAUUCUUCUGGGUUCUGCAUAAAGGCUGCGAAAGGUGAGUCUGGACUGUUGGUGUCUGAAAUAUCAGCGAGGACUCCGUUCUCUGGUUAUGCCCGAGACCUGCAGCAGACGGAGAAGAAGAAGCUCCACGACGUCUUCAAGAAAGGAGACGUGUACUUCAACACUGGCGACCUGCUGCGCAUCGAUGAGGAUGAUUUCAUCUAUUUCCACGACCGAGUCGGAGACACGUUCAGAUGGAAAGGAGAAAAUGUGGCCACAACUGAGGUGGCUGACAUCAUCACAGUGGCUGACUGCAUCAAAGAAGCCAACGUGUACGGAAUUAAAGUGCCAGGUCAGGAGGGGAGGGCUGGGAUGGCUGCUGUCACUUUAAGAGACGGACAGAAGUUUGACUCUGCAGAUGUUUUUAAACACGUUGAAAACUUCCUGCCAGCCUACGCACGACCCCGGUUUAUCAGGAUUCAGAGUUCCAUCGAGGUAACAGGCACGUUCAAGCACUUGAAGGUGAAGCUGGUGGAGGAAGGCUUUGACCUAAAUCUAAUAACCGACCCUCUCUACUUCCUGGAUGAGAAAGAGAGGAGUUACAUCCCACUAACGCUGGACAUCUUCAAUGGAGUGACGUCAGGGAAAAUCAAAAUAUAAAAGAUUUAGGUGAAAGGGAUGUAUUGGCAGAAAUUAAAUAUAAAAUAAUCCUAGUGAUGUUUCACUAGUGUUUUUCAUCUAAAUUGUACAAAUUGUUGUUUUCUUUACCCUGGAAUGAGCCUUUAUAUUGAAAUACUUUAUAUUUACAUCAGGAGCGGGUCCUCUCUACGGAGGCUGCAUGUUUUUAACAGUAGUCCAGACUGGACAAACUAAACAUCUUUUAAGUUGAAGGCCACAAGUUCUCUUUCGUGUUUAGGGGAGGGUGAGGGGAGGGGUAUUCAGCUGCAACAUGCAACUUCACCACUAGAUGUCACUGAUUUCUACACACUGAACCUUUAAAGGAAAAAUCCAUGUGAUGCUGGGUUGUGAUUUAUCUUCACGUGUUUGUUCUUCUACCUCUGCAUUCAUUUCACACCUACCCCCUGAUGACACAUUGUGGCACAUGUUUGAUGCUGUGAGUAACACAUACAGAACACAUCUGCACUGCUGCAGCGACACCGUGGCUUCAAAUGAAACAAGAAAGCGAGUUCUUCCUGUUGAAGAAAGCAGAGCUUUGAGCCUCUUGUUCAUAGAGCAGCUUCUCCCUGCAUUCUGCUCUGUGGAGCCUAUUGUCAGUGUAGGGGGUGAAAUCUCUGGCCUGGAUACAACACACCUCUCUUUGUAUGAGAGUGUCUGCUGUAGGGUCCCUCCCUCUACCGAGGGGCAAUGACCAAACACACAGAAAUGACUGUGGCCAACAUAUUCACACAUGUCCUCUUCUGCUUAAUACAAUAAAAUAAAGUGAUGGAAUUAUUUGAGUCCUACACUGUUAAUUCGAUCUGAACCCAUGCCUUUUUAGACACUGUUAAAUAUAAGUUAAAAUUAAAAUAAAGUUAUCACAAGCUCUUAACUCUUGAUUUCAGUUUAAAAGAAAAGAAUCAUUAAUGUGGACUAAAUGAGUCAUUUCUCACACUUGUGUAUCCUGUAAAUAUUAGAGUCUGUUAUUUUGGGCACAUUCAUCUAUGUUAAUGUAGAAAGGUGACUUUUUAAAUCCUGCAGAUUAAUAACUUGUGUGGUUUUCUUAAAAUAACCGCACGUGACUGGUUUGUCGUGUCAUGCUCAACAUGAAUCACGACAGAGUGUUUCUGAUCGAUAUGACACUGACUCCGGUCGGGAGCAGGGUGACCCAGCAGCUCAGACAUGGAGAGCAACCUCAUUAACCAGCAGUGAAUUUCACUUCAAUGCAAUGGAAAUGUUCCUGAAAACACGAUGAUGUAUGAACCAUCCACUGUUGUCAUGGUACUUUUACUACAUAAAGUCUG